GUCAAUACUUGAACACAGACAAACACAAGGAAGCGCAUCCACUAACAGAAAAUGCCGGAACACUUUAACAGGAUGUUCCUACUCAUGUUGGUACAGAUGUGUAGUUUUAUGUUCAUAUUGUUCAUUCUACCAUACAAUACAUCAUUCCAACAAGUUCUUUAUCCCAAACCAACAUCAGACACGAGGAAAAGAAUAAGCAUAUCCAAUUUUACACUUAUAUCAGAAGGAAAACAUGGAGAGGAUGAAAUAAAUGAAAAUGAACAAAAGACAUACAAUAACGAACGUGAGACAGCAAUGCAAGCGCAUAAUACAGAAUUAGAGCCAAUUCAAGAUUUUGAAACGCCUUCAUCAUCAAAGAAUUAUCUGAAUAGAGCUGCAAAUACACUAAAACAAUACCUGAACAUGGAGAUAAUCCAAACAACAUCAUUUUACAGAGAUAUUUCAAAAAUAUCCAGGAAAUGGAAGCAAAAAGAUAUUAUCA
Molecule: messenger RNA, 481 nt
Organism: Owenia fusiformis
Lineage: Eukaryota; Metazoa; Annelida; Polychaeta; Sabellida; Oweniidae
Source: the annotation of a GenBank genome assembly